This is a messenger RNA of Aspergillus terreus NIH2624, 2196 nucleotides long. RefSeq names its product ankyrin repeat domain-containing DHHC palmitoyltransferase family protein. The record is from RefSeq and is a predicted model, not a curated record. NCBI's taxonomy places the organism in Eukaryota, Fungi, Ascomycota, Eurotiomycetes, Eurotiales, Aspergillaceae. The coding region runs from base 1 to 2196 and encodes 731 amino acids. Gene Ontology annotation, molecular function: palmitoyltransferase activity; protein binding. Gene Ontology annotation, cellular component: Golgi membrane. Gene Ontology annotation, biological process: protein palmitoylation. The transcript is spliced from 5 exons.
AUGUCUUCCGGGUCUCCCUCCGAUCCGCCGCGCGGUGGCACCGCCGGUCUGGGGUCGAGUCCUCCGUCCGCAACCAGUGGAAAGGGUACGCCCCAGACGAGCGACGAAGACGCCAGCGUCGAACUCAAGACAAUGAAACCGGAGCGCGGAGGUGUCAAGGGAUCGAUUCCCCUCGGCGAGGAUAUCAUGCAGGUGGCCCGGAUAGGGGAGGUCGCGGCGAUGCAGAGACUGUUCGACGAGAAGAAGUUUACGGCGACCUACACGGACGAAGAGGGGAUUACUCCAUUACAUUGGGCUGCGAUCAACAACCAGUAUGCGAUGUGCAAGUUCCUGCUCGACUGCGGAGCCGACGUCAACGCGAAAGGAGGAGAGUCCGUGGCCACACCGGCCAUGUGGGCAGCACAGCGGUGUCACUACUAUAUCGUCCAUCUUCUCCUGCAGCACGGCGCCGAUCCGCUCCUGACCGACGUCCAAGGCUACAACAUCCUCCAUCUGGCCACCAUCGACGGCAACGCCUUCCUCCUCGUCCUCCUCCUGCACCAGGAGAUCCCCGUCGACGUUCCCGACCAGCAGGGCCAUACGGGGCUGAUGUGGGCGGCCUACAAGGGGUAUCCGGCGUGCGUGGAUCUGUUCUUGCGUUGGGGCGCCAACCCGAACGCCGUGGAUGAUGGUGGGCUCGCGCCGCUCCACUGGGCGCUGGUCAAGGGGUCGCUGCCGUGUGUCCUGAAGAUUUUGGAGUACGGCGGGGAUCGGUUCGCUAAGACGAGUGAUGGCAAGACGCCUGCGGUCGUGGCGGGAGAGAUGAACACCACGCGGGCGUGGUACCGUGCUCUGGACGAGUGUGGGUAUGAUUUCGACGGGAAUGCAAAGGUCCUCCCGAUGGGAAUGGGAUCCUGGGUGCGGAACAAGAGCGUCAUGUCCAAGUUCUUUUUCCUGUGGCCUUUCAUGAUGGUGUUUGUCGCCGUGUGGAUCCUCAGCAACAUGGUGAUCUACGCUGCGAUCCCGAUCACGCUUGUGGCGCUGUUUGGACUGCAAUGGGUGGCUCAGAAGAUCGCCAGUAAAGGGCCUUCUGAGUACCGGAUCCUUCAAAAAACUCCGUAUCUUGCUGGCGUCUUUGCUGGUUCUUUGUUCUGGGUCGGUGUCCGAUACGUCCUGCAUGUGAUGCCCGCGACGUACUCGACGUCGCCCUUUUUGAAUUUCUUCUUCGUGCUGUUUUAUUGUCUGACGACGUACUUUUACAUCUUUGCGAUGAUUGGAGACCCGGGCUUCGUGCCCAAGCUCGGCAGCCGGAACCAGCAGCGGGCGGUCAUCUCGGAUCUGUUCCAGGAAUGGAAGUUUGACGAGGAGAAUUUCUGCGUGUCCUGCAUGGUCCGGAAGCCGCUGCGGAGCAAACAUUGCAAGCGUUGCGGGCGCUGCGUGGCGAAGCAUGACCAUCAUUGUCCUUGGAUCGAUAACUGUGUUGGCGCCAACAACCUGCGCCAUUUUGUCCUAUACAUUGUCUGUCUCGAAGUCGGCAUCAUCCUGUUUAUCCAGCUUACCUUUAACUACAUCAACGUCCUGCCCGCCCCCGCCAACCCCCAAUGCAACGUGAUCAACGAUACGCUCUGCGGCUACGUGCUCAGGGACACGUUCACUCUGGUCCUGGACGUGUGGGUUGUCAUUCAGCUGGUCUGGGUUACGAUGCUCUGCGCCGUGCAGCUGGUGCAAAUCUCGCGCAACCAGACGACGUACGAGAACAUGCGCGGCCACUCGAUCGACCGGGGCUACCCGAGCUCGCGGGCGUUCGCCUCCGCCAUGACGGCGGGCACGACCUCGCUCGACGCCGCAGGGCUGUCCGCGUCCGGCCAGGGGCCCAACCCAGCCGUGGGCCGAGGCGGCCCGCAUCGCCACCGCAAACACGGCUGUCUCAAGCAGUGGUCGUCGCUGCUGGGCAUCGACACGUUCUUCGCGACAGCGCGCGACGGCCUGCGCGACGGGCCCGGCGGUGCGGCCCGUCCGCGCAACCCCUGGUCCCGAGGCGUGGUCACGAACUGUCGGGAUUUCUGGUGCGACCCGGCGCCGGUGUUUGGACGCCGCGAGCCUGGUGCGGCGAUGCUCGGCGGCGAGGUGGUCAACUACACGCGGAUGUACGAGGUGCCGUCGCGGAUGCAUCGGGGCGGUGCGUAUCACAGCCUGGCGGGAGACGAGCCGGUGUAG